CUCAAUGCCAAACGGGCUGCAGUGCGCACUGGCAAAUGUUGCGCGCUUUGCUUCUGAGCGUACGUUGUUCCUCUUGAAGAAGAUUCAUCAGUGGGCGUUUGAGUGGUUAAUAUUGCUGUUGUCUUUUGAAUAGCACAGGAAAGAGAAGAAGCAUUACAAAAGUUUGCGAAACUUUACUGGAGGCAGAAACAAUGAGAGGAGUCUGAAAACAUCUGCAGAUGGAGAGUGACUUAUGGAGACUGUCCGCCAUGGAUUCAGCAGAUCAACUCAACAUGACUCAAGCAAAAGAAUUCCCACUUGAACCUAAAUCUUCCAACUGCUGCUCAACUACUGGCACAGUAAAUGAUGAGCCCUUGUUGAAGCUGGAUGACAGCACAAAGCUGGUGGGAGUUCGAGUUAUUCUCAUUCUUGCUUACAGCACAAUCAUAUUGUUUGGAGUCAUCGGAAACUCCUUAGUGAUAUACGUCGUCUGCAAGUUUAAACAUCUACGGACUGUCAACAAUUUCUUCAUUGUAAACUUAGCUGUUGCAGACUUGCUGGUGAAUGCGCUGUGUUUGCCUUUCACCCUUGUCAACACUCUGUAUGGCGAGUGGAAGUUUGGUCAGGUGUUGUGCUUCAUGCUGCCCUACUCUCAAGGCCUGGCCGUGCACGUGUCCACCAUCACCAUGAACGUCAUCGCCGUGGACCGCCACAGGAGCAUUGUCUACCACAUGGAGACCAAGAUGUCCAAAGACAUGUGCGCUGUGGUCAUUGUCAUCACAUGGGCUGUCAGCGCCCUGUUGGCCAGCCCGCUUGCCAUCUUCAGGGAGUACGGGACGUUCGUCAUACUACCACACCUGUCUAUUCAGGUGUGUACGGAGCAUUGGCCGGGAAGCAGCGCAAACGGAAGCAUCUACAGUAUAUCAGUGCUUCUGGUUCAGUACGGUUUACCUCUGGCUAUCAACUGCGUUGCAUACAUCAGCAUCUGGAAUAAGCUGAAUAAUCAUGUGGUUUACAUAGGUCGAAAUGACCGCCGUCAGCACAGGAAGAAGACCACUAAGAUGCUGGUGACCAUGGUUGUGGUUUUCGCUGUCAGCUGGUUGCCUUUACAUGCAUUCCAGUUGGCUGUUGACAUUGACAGCACGUUGCUGUUUAUGAAGGAUUUCAAGCUGCUUUUCACGGUGUUCCACAUUGUGGCAAUGUGCUCGACGUUUGUCAAUCCCAUACUGUACGGGUGGAUGAACAACAACUACAGGAUGGCCUUUUUGUCUGUGUGUAAGUGUUACCAGCCCUUCAGUUCACAGUCAGGACACUCCAAAAGCAGAGAGACACAAAAAAAUGAAGACAGAGUUUGUACAGAUUGCAAAUCAACAAAUGUCUAAGUUGCACAUACAAAGAAGGUUCAAUGGUAAUCAUUUGCAGAAAUGCACGAUUUGUAUUUCGGUUUGUGUGGAUAUUUUCAGGGAUGAUGAAAACUACAUAUGGGUUGGA
Messenger RNA from Perca flavescens (yellow perch), 1470 nucleotides. It is a transcript of the gene npy2r, whose product is annotated as neuropeptide Y receptor Y2. The transcript is spliced from 2 exons. Gene Ontology annotation, biological process: G protein-coupled receptor signaling pathway. Gene Ontology annotation, molecular function: neuropeptide Y receptor activity. NCBI's taxonomy places the organism in Eukaryota, Metazoa, Chordata, Actinopteri, Perciformes, Percidae. The coding region runs from base 219 to 1361 and encodes 380 amino acids. The record is from RefSeq and is a predicted model, not a curated record. Gene Ontology annotation, cellular component: membrane.